This is a messenger RNA of Ipomoea nil (Japanese morning glory), 987 nucleotides long. RefSeq names its product homeobox-leucine zipper protein ATHB-40-like. Gene Ontology annotation, biological process: positive regulation of DNA-templated transcription. NCBI's taxonomy places the organism in Eukaryota, Viridiplantae, Streptophyta, Magnoliopsida, Solanales, Convolvulaceae. The record is from RefSeq and is a predicted model, not a curated record. Gene Ontology annotation, molecular function: sequence-specific DNA binding; DNA-binding transcription factor activity, RNA polymerase II-specific. The transcript has 3 exons. Gene Ontology annotation, cellular component: nucleus. Bases 53 to 739 code for a protein of 228 amino acids.
CCCAUCUUAAUCUGCUGCAAUCCUCACUCUUUGGUCUUGAUUCUAGAGGGAGAUGGCAGGCUGCGGCGGCAUCAAUAACAAUCAAGUUGAUGAUCAAAUGGCACUCAUUUCUCAUUUUUAUCCAGAUAUUUACACUCAACUCCUACCCGAUCAAGGAGAGGCGACGGAGGCGAAACCAAGGCGGAGGCGCAAGAAGAACAAGGCGGGCGGGGACGGCGGCAUGACCGGAAUCAGGAAGCGAAAGCUGAGCGAAGAACAAGUCAACCUCCUGGAACAAAGCUUCGGCGAUGAACGGAAGUUAGAGUCGGAGAGGAAAGACCGGCUGGCUUCCGAGCUCGGACUUGACCCCCGCCAAGUCGCCGUCUGGUUCCAAAACCGCCGGGCGCGGUGGAAGAACAAGAAGCUGGAGGAAGAAUACUCCAAGCUCAAGGCGGAGCACGACUCCACCGUCCUUGAAAACUGCCGUCUUGAAUCUCAGGUGCUAAAGCUGAAAGAGCAACUUUGUGAUGCCGAGAAUAGGAUUCAGAGUCUAUUGGAGCGCCGCCACCAUGGCGGAGGCGGAGGCGGAGGCGGAGGCGAUGGGGUUUCCAGCAAUAGUCCGAGCACUUCAUCAUUCCCCACAGAGGCACCGACGUUUUUCGGAGAGUUUGGAAUGGACGGUUUGGACGAUGAGUUCUAUGUGGACGAAAACCAUUACGGUCAUGUCGUGGAUCAAUGGAUUAAGUUCUACGGAAUGUGAUUAUAUUUAUGAAGCUUAUUAUCAUUAUUAUAUAAUAAUAACUUCAUGGCCGGAUUCGUUAUUCUAGGUAGCUAGCUAGAUAUGAUAAUGUAAAUAUAUGACCCCCUAUGUCUAAUGUAUGUAAAUUAUCCCCCUUUGUUUUCUCUUGUUACUAAUUAAGUUAACUGGUCUUAGCUUAUGUGUAGAUAGCACGUAGCAGCAGUGUACUAGUGUGAUUUUAAUAGUAUAUAUAACUCCAUCUUUACUUA